Molecule: messenger RNA, 3245 nt
Organism: Labeo rohita (rohu)
Lineage: Eukaryota; Metazoa; Chordata; Actinopteri; Cypriniformes; Cyprinidae
Gene: myadmb
Product: myeloid associated differentiation marker b
Exons: 2
Coding region: 191-1072 (293 amino acids)
Cellular component (GO): membrane
Source: RefSeq, a predicted model, not a curated record
UUAAAGUGCCCUCACUGAUUGAAAAGUUGCUUCCAAGACCGCGCCUACUUGUUUCAGACUGAGCACUUCGAGAGAGAGAGAUAACGGGACAAGCCGACAACCAAGAAGCCCCUGAAUAAAAGUGGACAUCUAUUCCUGUUACUCCCAGCUGACAUUAACUUCCCUGUAAAUCUUCCUUUGUGAGCCAAUCAUGCCGGUGGUGGUGCGUUCCUCGCCUCUCCUGUGGGCCCGUGUGGCUGCCAUGGUUUUCGCCUGCGUAGCGUUCAGCGUGGCUCUUUAUGGAGCGAACCUAACCCACGGCACGGGUGACUGGUGCAUUUUCUGCUGGAGUUUCAGUUUCGUUGGAACUCUCUUAAUAGUCUUAGUGGAAAUGUUCGGCCUGCAGACCCGCUCCCCCGUCUCAUGGAAGAACUUUCCGAUCACGUUCGCCUGCUACGCCUCCCUCCUCUGCCUUUCCGCCUCGAUCAUAUUCCCCCUUUACUUUCUGAAGGGCUACGCCGGUCGCGACGAGAUGAUCAACUGCCGCAUUGUGUCCACAGUAUUUUCUUGCCUCGCCACUAUUGCAUACUUAAGUGACGUGAGUCUGAGUAAAGCCCGUCCAGGAGAAGUCGCCGGCUACAUGGCCACGGCACCUGGACUGCUAAAGGUGUGCGAGACCUUCGUCGCCUGCAUCAUAUUCGUGUUCAUCAGCGAGCCCGUAUCGUAUGACCAGAACACGGCGACCCAGUGGUGCCUGGCCGUGUACUGCAUCUGCUUCAUCUUGUCGGCAGCCAUUAUCGUGAUGUGUGUAGGAGAGUGCACAGGUUGCUUGCCCUUCUCCUUCGCCCGCUUCUUGUCCACAUACGCCCUCUUGGCUGUGGGCUUGUAUUUGUCUGCCACCAUCAUCUGGCCCAUUUAUAAGUUCGACAGUAAGCAUGGAGGCCAGAGCCACAGGCCCAACAGCUGUGGCUCCACUAACGGCCUGUGCCCAUGGGACAAGCUGCUGGCCAUCUCGGUCCUCAGCGCUCUCAACUUCAUUCUUUAUCUGUCUGAUCUCAUCUACUCGGCCAGGCUGGUGUUUGUUUCAGCUUAAGGGGUUUAGCAGGAAUUUUAAAAAAUGAAAAAAGGCAGAAAGAGGGAAAUGGGUUGGAGAGUAGUGAUGUUGAAAUAAAAGGUCAUAAACUAUAUCCACUGUUAGCUGUAUUUUUUGUCAUGCCUGUUUAGCAAUCACGUGUACAGAAGGCAAAAAAGGUCAGACUUUGAAAAGUUUACAGAAGAGUGUAAAAUGUAAGAAAUGGACAAAUUAAUUUUAAAUAUAUGUUACAAUAAAAAAUAAUUUUUAUAUAAAUACUACCGUUCAAAAGUUGGGGUUGGUAUGAUUUUUAAAGAUUCUUUUAAUAAGGCUGCUUUCAAGCGUGAAAACAUUGUGAAAUAUCAUUAAAAUGUUAUAUGCUUGCUAUUUUAAUAUGUUUUUUAAAAUAUAAUUUAUUUCUGUGAUCUCCAAUCUUCAGUGUCACAUGACCCUUUGGAAAUUUGGUGAAAUUUGGCUGAUUUGGUGUUAAAAAACAUUAAAAAUAUUUGUGCUGCCUAAUAUUUUUGUGGAAAGCAUGAUACUUUUUCAGGAUUUUUAAAAUGUAUGCCAAGUUAAAAAAACAGCAUUUAUUCGAAAUAGAAAUCUUUUCUGACUAUUUAAAAGUCUUUACUCUCACUUUUUAUCAAUGUAUCGCAUCCUUCCAGAAUAAAAGGAUUAAAUGAAGUAUUAAAAAGGUCAAACUGGCCCCAAACUUUUGAACGGUAGUAUAUGGUAACACUUUACAACAAGGUUUAUUAGUUAACUACAUUAGUUAACAUGAGCUAAGAAUGAACAAUACUUCUACAGUGUUUAUUAAUCUUACGCAAUGUAUUGUUAAAGUCAAAAGUUGUGUUUGUUAACAUUAAUGCACUGCGAACUUGAACAAACAAUGAAUGACUAUAUUUUUAAGUAACAUUAACAAAGAUGAAUAAAUAGUGUAAUAAAUGUAUUAUUCAUAGUUUUUUUUUUUACAUUAGGCAACACAUUAACUGAUGUUAACUAAUGACACCUUACUGUAAAGUGUUACAAUAAAAAAUGACGGGUUAAAACAACAAAACUUGGGUUAUUUGGCAACCCAAUGCUGGGUAAAUAUUGGACAGAAGACAUGCUGGGUUAUUUUGGGUCAAAUGUUUUUACCAAACAUGCUGGGUUAUUUUAUUUAAGUCAACUAUUGUUUAAAAAGUAUUAUAUUGCUGGCUUAAAUAGACUGAAACUUAUUUAAAAAAAUACAGAAUUACUGAAAUAGCGCUAAUUCUCGUGCCGGUGUGUCGCCGAAAUCUGAGCCGGUGAAGGGUUGGUGUUCGCCGGGGUAACUGCGAACUACGGGCCGCAGUCGCGCGUUUUACUCAUAGCUGACAGAUGCCGUGAACGACUCCAAAACCUGCCCUUAAACGAACAGUACUGACAUUAGAGAACAUAUUAUAACAUCAAAUUAAAUUAAACUCAUACUAUAACAAAUCCAUUUAUUUCAUGCAAGGCAAAGGGCGUUUCUGUCACGCAAAGUGACACAGCUGACUGACAUCUCGUCCUUAUGUUGCGUUGCAUAAUAAAAUAAUACAAUGAACAGCACAUUAAAACUUUAGCAAACAAAUAAAGUGUAUACAAACCUUUAGUUCGCUGGAGGAGUGCACCAAAUUGGCGGGGCUGAGAAUCAGUUUCUCCUGUAGAGGACUCAAAAAGCUUGUGCUCUGACUGUAACUCAGUAGCUGGGUUGUUUCUUCAGAGACAGGCUCAACCCAGCUUUUGGGUUUAAAAAAAAUAACCCAGCGUUAAAAAUGGCCCAGCAACUUAGUUACAGAAAAACUACCAAUUUUUUUUUUUUUUUUAAAGAACCCAAUAAAAUGACCCAACAAGCUGGACCCAGCACUUGGGUAAAAAAAAUAACCCAGCACCUGUGUAAAAAUAGUAAAAACAACCCAAUAAAAUGACCCAAUGGGCUGAACCCAGCAUUUGGGUUAAUAAAAAUAACCCAGCAUUUUUUAGACUGUACCAAAUAUAUAAUUGCCUUAAUUUGCAUAACCUAUGUUUGACAAAAAUGGUUCUUUUUCUAUUAUUAUGUACAUGUUUCACAUAUUAUAUUUUACUUUUUAUAUUAUUUUUUGCUCACUGUGUUUUAUGUUGCUUUGCAUGAAGGAUUCUUUUAUUGGCUACUAUAACUUUGUUGAGUAUGAGUGAAUGUCAAACUGCCAAUCAA